This is a messenger RNA of Thamnophis elegans (Western terrestrial garter snake), 7049 nucleotides long. RefSeq names its product AT-hook DNA binding motif containing 1 (gene AHDC1). The transcript has 6 exons. The record is from RefSeq and is a predicted model, not a curated record. NCBI's taxonomy places the organism in Eukaryota, Metazoa, Chordata, Lepidosauria, Squamata, Natricidae. The coding region runs from base 97 to 5415 and encodes 1772 amino acids.
AUGGUGGGUGGAGAGAAAGAGGCGAAUGCUUGAUUUUUAUUUUAUUUUUUUGACACACACACAUACACACACACAAAAUCCCAACAACUAAUCCGUAUGAACCAGCCUUUUGUCUCGACCAGUGUAAGCAAAGCCUUGGCAGCUGGAGGUGGUGGAGGAUGUGAAGAAACCUGGAGGAUCUCCUUCCCAGAACCAGAUGGGAUCUCCAACGCGUGCCAGCCCAUUGGACUGGAGAACGGAGCCAACCCGCCAGCUGAAUGGUUCCCCUGCAGCCAGGGUCCAGGGUUGCGGCCACCCAACAGUGAAGUGGACGGCAGCGAGAGGAACUUCAGGGUGAACCUUCACUGCAAGUAUGGGCGGCCCAGAGAAUUCAAGUGUAACAGCAGGAGCAGCAAAACAGAAGGCCCAGGCAGCACAUUUCCAGAUGUCCAUCCGAGCAAUUGUUCCACCAAGAGGCAUGCGAGUGAAGAUGACUUGAGGAAGCGGCUGAAAUCCCAGGGGUCACCAGUACUGUCGACCGGAGGUGCUUUGCGCGGCACUUCCUCUUCUGAUUACAUCCAAGAGCCAAAGUUCUAUCAGUCCGGACAUCCUGGGCAAAAGACAUCGGUGUGCCUGGCAGAGAAAGCCUUGCCGUAUAGCAUGCUCAGCUUCCCAGAAGGUUCUUGCACUGUGUUAAGUCAAGAGCACAAGUCUAGUUCCUUGCACCAAACAGAGGCGGCCGAGAGGUACAAAAGCCUCCAUACCCAGAGCAGCGUCAAGCCUGAAGACUUGCUGGCACCCAGUGUUCCUGCCUGCCCUGCUGACGUCCAAGACUUGGAGGAAACCACCACACAAGACCGAGCUGCCAAAACUUUCUCCAAUGCUACCUUGGCCUCGGGGAGGUGUAACAUCGAUAGCAUCAUCUCCCUGUUGAAAAGCAAGUGUGGCAACGGCAGAAUCAACCUCUACCCUGUGGUGCAGCUCAUAGACAUUAUGAAGGACAUUGACCGACUCUCCCAGGACUUGAAGAGCUGUGGCGUUCACUUAGACUGCAGUGGCUUGCAAUUUGAUAGCCAUCUGCCGCUUAGUGAGGAAGGCCGAGGACAAGGUCUUCAUUAUAGCUUCUACUCCUCCCCCAUGCUGGCCAACAGCAUCCGCAGUCCCGAGGAGCUGGCAGUGCAAAGCAGCACCAAAGCGGAGCUCCUCAAACAGACUCAACCUAGCCAUUAUGCGGGAGAAACGGAAGGGGACACUCGAGGUGCCCAGGACCAAAUCAGCCAGAGUAGUCCUGUUCUGAAGGCCCCUAGUAGCCUUGACGAAGCUAGCAGCUCAGAGUCUGAGACAAAUGAUUAUCCUGAACUAACCAAUACAGAUAUCCUGAGCGAAUUGGCUUCUCUGGCAUGUCCUGGACCUCAGUUAUUAGAUCAGCAUUCGGAAUCCCACCAUCAGCUGCUAGAAAGCCAAGAGGCUGAGUCAAGGUCACAGUUAAUUGGCUCACAGUCUCUAGAACACCAACCCCAGCUAGUAGAUUCUAAGUCUCUGGAGCCGCCUCCAGAACCGUUGGCCCUGCAGACAGUGGAUCCCUUGCCUGCACCACUGGGGCUGCAGCCUCUAGAACCUCUAGAGCUUCAGAAUUUAGAGCCUCUUUCUGAGACACUAUCUCUCCAAUCCCUAGAACCCCUUUCUGAGCCUCUGGGGCUCCAGUCUUUAGGGACCCUGGACCACCAGUUGCUUGAUUCCCAGUCCCAGCUCCUGGAUGCAGAGGCCCAGCUGCUUUCCCCUUUGCCCAAGUUGCUAGACUCUCAGCCCCAUCUGGGAAGACAGGAGUCUUCAGGAGAACACCCGCUACAACCUGGAGGCCGCCUUGGAGGCUGCUCCUUAAGAGGAGUAGUAAGGCGAGGGGCUGGGCGGGGAAGGGAUGAUCACAGGAAAUAUGCUCUACGGAGAACAGAUAAACCAAAGAUACUCUGUCGGCGGCGUCGGGGAGGCCGAGGGCAGCGAACAGAGAUUGUCACUGACAGGCAAGUCCUCCCCAUGGCUGUACCAGUGGAGGUGGUCAUGGCACGGCCAGAAGAAGCCAGGAUGGCAGUGACCACCAUUACAGCAAAUGAAGUAGCAGAUCCCAUUGUUUCCCCUUUGGAGUCAGAAGAUGGCCAGAAGGCUACUGCCCUCCUGAAUCCCCCAAAGCCCAAAUGCCGUGGCAUCCGUCGGAUGGUGGUCAAGAUGGCCAAGAUUCCUGUCUCUCUUGGGAGGAGGAACAAGACAACGUACAAAGUGUCCUCCCUCAAUAGUAGCUUGAAUGUAGAGGGCAAAGAGGUUGCCAUCUCCCAUUCUUUAGAGCCCACCCCACUGCUGAAGAUGAAAAACAAUGGCCGGAAUGUGGUGGUGGUUUUUCCUCCAGGAGAAAUGCCCAUCAUCCUGAAGCGCAAGAGGGGAAGGCCUCCCAAAAACCUGAUGCUUGGGCCCUGCAAACCUAAGGAGCCUGCCCCAGAAGUGAAGAAACGGAGGCGGAGGAAACAGAAAUUGGCUUCCCCACAGCCCUCUUAUGUUGCAGACACCAAUGACAGUAAAGCGGACUAUUCAGAUGUCCUGGCCAAGCUAGCCUUUCUCAACCGCCAGAGCCAGUGCUCCGCUCGUUGCUCCCCACCCCGCUGCUGGACCCCAACUGAGCCUGACUCCAUCCACCAGGCUCCUGACACUCAGAGCAUCUCCCACUUUUUGCACCGAGUACAAGGCUUCCGCAGACGAGGCGGCAAAGGAGGUGGGUUUGGGCGUGGAGGGAGCCACUCUGCCCGUUCCUCCCGUUGCUCCUUCAGCGAUUUCUUCGAAGGCAUUGGCAAAAAGAAGAAGGGGGUUCUGGGGACGGCCAUGCAUGUCGACCCAACUCAUCCCCGGAAAAGAGGCCGUCCAGAGCCGGACUCCAUGGAGAAGCCCAAAAGAAAGAGACGAUCACGCAAAAAUGGGGUCUUGUUUCCUGAGCAGAACCCUAACCAGAACUUCAGUGAUGGGUCCUCAGAAUGGUGUGGAGAAAAAGAAAGUCUUUGGAUGUCCCACCAAGGACACCUUUCUAGUCAAGCCAAUAGGAAUUGCAGCUACCAAGGCAGCGAUUCCCGAACCUUCCACUCCUCAACCGUGGAGUCAAGUUCCUCAAGCCGAACUGGUUUUUAUGGGGGGAGCAAUCCAUCAUCCCAGUCUGAACUCAGUCAGGAAAGGCAGAGCCUUUUCACGGGCUAUUUCCGUUCCCUGUUGGAUUCCGAUGACUCCUCUGACCUGUUGGACUUUGCCCUCUCCAACUCUCGCUCUGCUUCGCGGAAAUCCUCCACCACAUAUACAGCCCCACCCAAUGCUAUUGCAACCCAGAGAGGCAUGGCGUCUUACUCAAGCCGGGGUGGGAAAGCCACACCCUCUUCCACCACCACAACUGCCCCGAGCGAGGUGCCCUUCCACACAGUCAGCCGGCAGUCAUUCCCUCCCAACCGAGCAACAGGUUACAACCUGUCCCAGGCUGCUUCGGAGUGCCGUGACCCAGAUGCCUUCCAGAAGCUGGCAUCUCUCUCGGCUGUCUCCAGGUCUCCCACUACUCACUCUACCACAGCCUCCAGCUAUGCACAAUAUGGCAACUAUGGCAGUACCGGAGGACAAAGUGUGACUCCUGCCAGUUUGUUUCAGCAAGGGAAGUCCUACCACGCCACCCAAGACUGUCCCAACAACAAGGACUGCAGCUUCACCUACAGCGGUGGCAAUAGCCUGCCUUCCUCCCCAAGCAGUGCCCACAGCGUCAGCUACACCCAGCAGACUACAGGGCCCAGCAUGUCCCUGAGUAAGCCCUCUUUCUUCAACAGCUCUGAUCCCAGCCAGUUCUCCAACUCCUCUCACACCCCCAUGAGGUGUGACAGCCGGGCAAGCACUGUAUCGCCAGGGGGUUACAUGGUCCCUAAGAGUUCAAUCCCCUUCCAGCCCUCACCGGAGAACUGUAGGCAGUUCCCUAGUGCCUCUCAAUGGGCUUUCCGGCAAAGCUACGGCCUGGACUGGAACUCUGAGUCCUUCAGUCAACUCUACAACCCGGGCUUUGACUGCCACAUCAAUGAACCCAAUGUCAUCCUAGACAUCUCCAACUAUACACCCCAGAAGGCCAAGCAGCAGACAGUCUCUGAGACCUUCUCCGAAUCCUCCUCCGACAGUACCCAGUUCAACCAGCCAUCCGGCUACAGGAGGGCCAACAGUGAGGCUUCAUCUAGUGAAGGGCAGUCCAGCCUCUCGAGCUUGGAGAAGCUGAUGAUGGACUGGAAUGAGUCUUCUUCAGCCCCAGGUUAUAACUGGAACCAGAGUGUUUUAUUCCACAGCAACUCCAAGCCAGGACGGGGCAGGCGAAAGAAAGUGGACAUAUUUGACACUGCCCAUCUCAGUUUCUCCACGGGGGGCUACCCCUCCAAGCGAGGGACCGGUGCUCGGCAGCCACGGGGUUCACGAGGUGCCUGUGCCUCCAAAAAAGAAAGAGGCACAGGCAAAGCAAAGUUCCCCACCAAAUCCCAGCCGGUGAACCCGCUGUUUCAAGACAGCACAGAUUUGGGACUAGACUACUACAGCGGGGACAGCAGCAUGUCCCCGUUGCCUUCACAAUCCCGGAGCUUUGGGCUCAGCGAACGCGAUCCUUGUGACUAUACCGGGCCCUACUCCAUGAAUCCUUCCACGCCUUCGGACGGCACCUUUGGGCAAGGGUUCCAGAGUGACUCCCCCAGCCUGGGGCAGACGGACUUGGAGAGCAAGCAUUUCCCCACCCUGCCCCACCAGCUGGCUGCCCCUCAGCAGGCGGUGUUCGAAGCCAGCUUGCAGAAAGCUUUCUCGCCCAACUGCUCCCCCACCCUGGCUUUCAAAGAGGACUUGCGGCCCAGUGACCUCCGGAAGCUUCCGGCCUGCGACUCGCUCAAACACAGCCUCGCCGGGGUGGCCGGCUUGCCCCACUCGGCCACCCACAUGGCCUGCCGGGACCUCUCCAUGUCUCAGCCGCACUAUGAUUCUCCCAGCUGUAAAAACCCCAGCUAUUGGUAUUCGCCCACUGCCAGCACCCGCAGCCCUCCCUAUGACAACAAAGCCGGCGUGGGCAUGCUGGUAGACUUCAUGGGGAGGAGCCCCGAGGCUUCCUGCCUCAACCCCCAUUUGACCAGCCCCGCCAGCAGCAACCCUUCCAAGAGUGAGAAGGAGCCCAUGGACAUGGCAAGGGCUCAUCACCGAGGAGCCUAUAUUUGCCCCUUGAUGAAUGACUUAAAUAUCUCCCCGGUCCCGAGAGACUCGAUGCUGCCGCUGCAGGACAACUAUAGGUACCCCAGCUUUGCACCCCAAGGGCACCCAAUCAUGACCGCACCCCAGAAGAGCGGGUUUUUGGGUCCAAUGCUAGAACAGCAUCCCGAGGACACAUUCACAGUCACCUCCUUGUAGUGUCAUCUGAAGUGCCAACCAGACACGAGGUUUUGUUUCAGGUUUCUGUUACCCAAAGGAAGAAGAUCCCUGUCUUCUCACCACCCUUGUUAUAAGCAUGCAACACACCGGCUCCUUGUGACCUGUUACUUUGUUGGAAUGGGAUGGGAGACGAGAGAUCUACCAGCGAAGAUCACCACCACCACCGACCAAGAGAUUCCAGCAAGUCCAUGGAAGACUUGCAUCGCCUUUUGGGGCACUCUCCCCACACUACUCUCUGUGUGGCCCCCGCUCCUCUGUUACUGCUCCUCUCUGCCCCCUUAGUGCCAGAUGGAUCUGACUGGGAGAAGCUCGCAAGCAUGUCUUCUCCAUCGGAAGGAAGGAGGGAGGGAGGGUUGAGGGAAACGGGCCUUUUCUAUCUGCACAAAACCAGCAAUUGUAAAUACUUUUCAAAAAUGUAAAAAAGAAAAGAAAAAUUACAAAAGAGCAAACACCACCAAGAUGUAUCCUCCCAUUCAUACACACACGCACACACACAUACAUUCAAAAUCUGAAAUGUUUUGAAGACAAAUAAUAAUAAUAAUAAUAAUAAUGGAGAAGAAGAAGGAAAAAAAAAAAAAGGCGGCCAGAGAGUCAAAGCAGGAGAGAAGCUAAUUGUGUCGGAUAUGCACUGAGAAAUCUUAUUUGCAGAUUGACAAAAAAAAAAAAGUAACAAGAACCUAUUUAUUGUAUAUAAUGUUUUAUUAUAAAUCGUGAAUUGUAUAUUGCAUCUGUACAUCUGCUGUGGUUUUGUGAUGUGCAAAUUUCAGCAUGGGUUUCUCAUUGAGGUUUUCAGUUCCUUUUUCUAUUGUUUUGGGGGGGGGAGUUUUGAGGAAAAACAAAUAUUUUGUUUUGGGUUGUUUUUGUUUUGUUUUGGCAGGACACACCCAAAGACCCAAGUUUGUAUUAAAAAAAAAACUAGGGAAAAAAAAUAGACAAGCUAAUAAAUACACCCUUUCUUUGAGGAAGGGGAGGGGGGAGAGGGAGGGAAGGGAGCGAAGUUUUCUGAGUUCUCAUUGGCCACCUGGAAGCCCAAAUGAGUAUCAAGUAUUCCUUCCUCCGCGUGCGCCCUUUUAUGCCAGUGCUGAGCUCAGGGUGUGUGCGUGUGCGCAUGCGUGCGACUCUCCCCCUUUCUCCCCCUCCCCCUUCUCCCCACCCGCCUUUUGUCCUGCUCUCUAAAUUCCCUCCUUUUCCUGUUUUGGAAAAAAAAAAAAACUUCCGUACAGCUUUGUGGAUCGUGCAGAAAAAAAAAAGAAAAGAAAAAAAAUAUCACCCCAUCCUGUGUUUUGUCCAUUUGUGCAUCUAAAUAUACCAGCCCUUGGUAGUUGCUUGGAGACGAACAGACUCCAAACCCUCCGGAUUGGCACCUCUGAGCCGCCGCCGCCGCCGCCGCCGCUGCUGCUUGCUUGAUUGAUUCCUCUCCCUGGCCAAAAAAAUCGUCUUCGUCCACCGCCCGAAUUCCCCCCCUCCCAACCACUACUCCUCUUCCCCCCCCCACCUCCUCCUUCUUUUACUGCUCCCUCUCCCGCACCCCAAUUGGUCUUUUUGUGUAUUUAGGAAGGAAUUUUUAAUAGACACUUUUUUAUAUUAAAAGAAACCUAUAUAUUGAGUGACGA